AUGAUAUCAAAAACUUGUCAAAUAUGGGCGACUGCGCUGCUGCUGACAAGUAUGCUGAGUUUUGGGUUUGUAGAUGAUGUUUGCAACGGUAAGAACGACCCGUGUACGCUGAAAUGUAAUGAGCAAAACACUACCUGUGAGCAGAAUUGCAACGUUGGUAAUUACACUUGUAAACUGGACUGUAGCGUAGAUCAUUGUGAUCAAAAAUGUAAUUCUCGAAUAUGUUUUCUAAAUUGCACCAAGAGAGAGUGUAAGCAGUCUUGCAGUCGUAGAGUGCGAAUAUGUCAAAUGGAAUGCACCGGUCAAACCUGUAAUCAAGCGUGCAACGCUCUGCAAACAUGUAAUCUGAAAUGCAGCGGGGAAGAAUGCAAUCAGAAUUGCAACAGUGGAGCACAACGAUGUAUUAUGCAAUGUAUGGGGAGCUCUUGUACACAAACUUGCGACGCUCAUACAUGUGAUAUGAUAAGAAAUGGGUCAUCAAAUUAUUAUACAAAGCAAAUAUGCAAAUCCGGACAUGGUCCAUGUUGUCAACGUAUUUUGAUGAAUGAAAGUCUGGGAUCCUUUGAAACAACCUGUCAAGGAAGAGAGCAAUGUACGUGCCCCGAAUGUUUAAAUCGCGACUGCAUGACUUUAAACAAAUCGGAUGUCACCGCAGCUGUCUUGGCUUCGACGGUUCAAGCUAUUUCAACCCAUAUUUCAACAGUACAAACUUCUUCGCAAUCGUCACCUUCGUCCCCAUUACUGCUACGCUCAACACCAUCAUCAUCACCGUUCUCCUUUCAGCCAUCUAUAUUAUUAACGUUACCGUCAUUACCAACGUCUUCGUCAUCAUCCUCAUCAUAUACAUCAGCGUCGCCAUCUUCGUCAUCGUCAUCUUUAAUUUGGACAUCUCCGUCAACCCCUCUCGAAACAAUUAAGAAUUUGGAAAAUGUAUUUACUUCGAAGCGUAAUGGAGUCAACAUCAGCAGAAACAGCUCCCUGCAGGAGGUCAUACGUUUGUUUGAAGACUUCGCCGAUCAAUAUCAGAACAUCACAAAGUCCCAUGGUAGCCAACUUGGUAUAGAAGAGCUCCAACGAGGAAAAGAAUCCGUCUUUAAGGUGGCAGUUGCCCUCGAAAAAUUUGUUCUUGAUUAUAGUCAAUAUCACCUAAAUAGAGCAGAGCCCUUGAAAAAAAUAACACGCCAGAAAAUGGUUUUGGGUAUGUGGAAAGGUUACCGCCAGAAUGCGACCGACUUCUAUCUCGAAGAAAAUGAAUGGCACGCAAGCAUCAAUGUUCCUUCUGAAAAUUUUGCGGAGAAUGGAUCAGUGGUAAUAGGGUGCGUAUACAAGGAUCUUCAUGAAUUAUUACAAACCAAUCAGGGCGGCGGGGAUAAAACUGAAAAUUCAAGGUAUGUGAACACAAGGAUAAUGACCGCGGCUGUAGAUCCCAAACCUGAAAAAUUACGACAGGACGUCAUCUUAAAGUUCAGAAACCUGAAGGUCGAUGAAGGAGAGAAGCAGUGCAUGUUUUGGAAUGGCUUAGGCAAGAGUUUCGACGGAUUCUCAGGGGAUGGUUGUUACGUAGAUCCAUUGAGGAGCAACUCAAAGGACACAGUCUGCAGAUGCAAUCAUUUGACGCAUUUUGCUGUCUUAGUUGACUUCAGAGGCGACGCGGAGCUCUCCGAGAAGGACGUUACUAUUUUAGAGAUAAUCACAUACGUCGGAUUAAGCCUUUCCAUCGUCGGAAUACUUUUGACCAUAACGCUGUAUUCUUUUCUCACAGAUGUUCGACAACCACUACCUCAAAUACGACUUAGUCUUUGUGUGUCCCUCGGAGCUGGACAAAUCAUCUUUCUCUCUGGAAUAAACGCCACAGAAAAAAUGACAGCGUGUAUUACAUCAGCAGUUCUUAUGCAGUAUUUCCUGAUGGCCGCUUUCUGUUGGAUGCUGGUAGAGGGAAUUUAUCUUUACCUUCUUGUUGUGAAAGUUUAUAACAUCAGCGACAAGAUGUAUAUUUAUCACGUCAUGUCAUGGG
This is a messenger RNA of Pocillopora verrucosa, 2014 nucleotides long. Lineage: Eukaryota; Metazoa; Cnidaria; Anthozoa; Scleractinia; Pocilloporidae. The record is from RefSeq and is a predicted model, not a curated record.